AUGGAAGAGCCCUGGUGGCGCCUGAGAUUUGCACAGGUGGUCAUCACUGGCAGUUCAAGGGGCCUGGGAUAUGCACUGGCAGACCAAUUCUUGGCCUUUGGGGACGAUGUGAUCGUGAGCUCCAGGACCGAGCAGGCCUGCUUGGAGGCCGCAGAGAAGCUCACACAGAAGUACCCCGCCAGAAAAGUGCUUUCAUUCCCUUGCGACGUCAGAAAUGCAGAUGAGGCCGUUGCUCUGGCCAGAUUUGCACAGGAGAAGCUAGGCCGUCUGGACAUCUGGGUCAACAAUGCAGGCGUUUCUCAGGUGCACAAGAGCGAGUUGCAGGAAACUAGCCCAGAAGUGCUGGAGCAGGUGCUCGCUACAAACCUUCUGGGAUCCAUAUAUGGCGCGCGCGCAGCACUGCAGGUUUUCAGCGAGCAGGAGAAUGGGGGCAAGCUCUUUUUCAUCGAUGGGACAGGGUCGUGGGGAAAUGCGACGCCCGGGAACGUUGCGUACGGGGCCUCCAAGCGCGCCAUUACUCAGCUCAAGGCCAGCCUGGUGGCAGAGACGAAGAAGGAGCGGGAAAUAGCCAUCCACAUAGCCAGCCCAGGCAUGGUGGCCACAGAACUGCUGCUGGGCGGAGACAGGGACGCGCGCGCCAGCAAGUUCAUAAACAUUCUUGCGGAGGAUGCUAGCACGGUGGCUGCAUGGAUGGUGCCGCGCAUGCGAGGCGUCAGAGGCAGCGGGAAAUACUUCAAGUUCUUGACAACGCGCGGUGUGAUCUGGCGGUUCCUGACAGCCAAGGGGCGGAAGGGGCGCUUUCUGCCAUAG
Molecule: messenger RNA, 810 nt
Organism: Coccomyxa subellipsoidea C-169
Lineage: Eukaryota; Viridiplantae; Chlorophyta; Trebouxiophyceae; Coccomyxaceae
Product: NAD(P)-binding protein
Exons: 8
Coding region: 1-810 (269 amino acids)
Source: RefSeq, a predicted model, not a curated record